GAGACGCGGCGCUCCCGUGGUGAAUAUAUACCAGUAGCACUUUCCAAGCUAACCACUGGAUCAAAAUGACCAUAGCUGAUGCAUUCGGAUCAUACUCCGGCGCCGGUACCAAAAUCGUGGAUACGGCCUUGCUGACCUUCUCUCUUAUUGGAAUACAAGCAAUUUUAGACUCCAGCUUUCAAUGUCCUUCAAACGCAUACAGCUUGGCUCUUGGAGCCAUCUACAGCCUCUCGUUCUUCUUGUGUCCGGCCAUCGUCUUCAUCUAUCUGGGAUUGUACCAUUUCCCUGGCUUCAAUAAGAAGCAAUGCUGCCCGUGUUGGUCUGGCAAUUGGGCUUGUAUCUACGUUGUCAUGAAGGUUGGAAAAGCUCCACUGAUUUGGCUCCUGAUUGCGAUGACAGAUGGACGGUACCUGACCUGCUUUGUCGUGGUGGUCUCCAACUAUCGGCUAGAUCAUGACUUAUACUUAUUCAUAUUUCAGACCUCCGGAAUGUUGGCCAUCACCCUGUUUGUCGUGCUGUGGUACUACAUAUCGAAGUGCACCUGCCUGUGCCUGGAGGACAGUCGGCGUGCGUACGCGAUGCUGGCCGAUGUGGAGAAUAUUCUGGAAAAUGAUGAAACACAGAAAGAGAAAGACGAGGAGAAGAGGAAGUUCCUGUGCGCUCUGGAGCAUGACGGGGAGUACCUGGAUCGGAGAAUCCCCAAAUACAUGAGGGACAAGGAGGAUGUGAUCAGCGCCAAGCUGACCCCACCCCCUGCCAACAACUAG
Nanorana parkeri is the source of this 767-nucleotide messenger RNA. RefSeq lists its product as uncharacterized. The coding region runs from base 66 to 767 and encodes 233 amino acids. The record is from RefSeq and is a predicted model, not a curated record. The transcript has 2 exons. NCBI's taxonomy places the organism in Eukaryota, Metazoa, Chordata, Amphibia, Anura, Dicroglossidae.